AGGUAGGUACGACAACUCCUUCUGCUCUCCGAGUGCCGUGUUUCCUGACAGAAACGUAUAGUGACGGCCAGUAAGGCGUUGGCUGGCACUGUGUGAACAAGUGAAUUGAAUACACCAUCUAAACUGAACGUCAUUCGUGUUGACAAUCCAUCUCUUCCAUAGGCUUUUGGAGUACUAAAAGAAAAUGGAUAACUCUGGUCUUUUUGAAAUAGAUAUUGAUGGGGAGGAUGUUGUUUCAAAGAUUUACCAUGUCCCCAAAUCAAAUUAUGUUCACGAACUGGAUCAUAUUACAUCAAGACUCAUACCAGUAGCGCCCAGUGAAGCUUACCUACCAAAUCAAUAUGAAAAUAGGCUGGGUUUUCCCCAAGGCUUCCUGAAUGAAUACAAAAGACUUGAGGUAGCGGCUGAUAUUUCCAGUACAUCAGAAACAAAGUUGAAAGAAUACCAAACUUUUGAAGUACUGCCUGAGUGUCUAAAUCUGCCAGAAAUGUCAGAAGAUCCUUGCACUCCUUUAUUAAUAACCCCAGAAGUAACAAUUACAGCCCAGGAGUCCAUCAAGAAGAGAAACACACCGUACUUGCUGAAAGAAGACUCAAUCACAACAAAACCCAUGACUCCUGUGACAUUUCUUGUAUCAGGAGCAAAGCAAGAACAGUAUAUACAAGUUUCAAUGCGAUACAGUGAGAAUCCCAAUCAGAACAAACCGGUGAAUGUUUGCAAACUUCAUCAAGAUUGUGAAAUCUGCAAGGAUAAUCAGAGAGACCAUCCAGAGAAUUUCAACUUCUGCAUCAACCAGCUUGAAAAGUUCCAUGGUCAAUACCAGCUAAUGGAUGGACACCCAACUGCUAUCCUUACUUUAACAGAAGAUGUCAUUUCUGAAGAUGGAAAAGCCAUAUUUAAUAUUAUAUUUCCCUGUCUGAACUCAUGCAAAACGCAUAGUAGGUCUGGAAAAAAACUACAUUUGAUCAUGAAAAUUUUUGAUAGAUUGGGGCAACAGUUAUGUGAUCCUAUACAGUAUACUGUGAGAGUUUGCAAGAAUGUCAAGCGAGAUCAUGCAGAGAAUGAAGAACAUCCCAGGGACCAGGAAAAGCUGGAUGUUCCUCAGGAUUUUCUGAAAGACAACGAAAUUCUCAAGAGUGAUCCUGUUAUUCUGCCUGAUAUAUCAAGCUUAGAAACUUUGGAUGAAUCUGUCAUAUUUUUUUUCCCAGAAGACAAACAGACAAUAGAGACUGAGACCUCAUGUCAAGUGGCAAUACAGGUUCAAGAGUCCUUCAAGAAGAAAAACACACCAUACUUGCUGAAGGAAAACUCGAUCACAACAAAACCGAUGACUCCUGUGGCAUUUGUUGUGUCAGGAGCAAAGCAAGCACGGUAUAUUCAAGUGUCAAUGCGAUACAGUGAGAAUCCCAAUCAGAACAAACCGGUGAAUGUUUGCAAACUUCAUCAAGAUUGUGAAAUCUGUAAGGACAAUCAGAGUGAGCACCCAAAGAAUUUCAACUUCUGCAUCAACCACCCCGAAAAAUUUUCCUGUCAGUACUCUCACGUGGAUGGACACCCAACUGCUAUCCUUACUUUAGUAGAAGAUGUCAUUUCUGAAGAUGGAAAAGCCAAAUUUGAUAUUAUAUUUCCCUGCUUGAACUCUUGCAACGUACACAGGCAUUAUGGGAAAAAACUACAUUUGAUCCUGGAAAUUUUUGACAGAGAGGAGAACCAACUGGGUAAUCCUAUACAGUUUCAAGUUAGAGUGUGCAAGAAUGUCAAGAGAGACCAUGUAGAUGGGGACGAAUAUCACAAGGGAAACAAAAGGAUUAGAAAGUCCAUUAAGGAGGAAGAAAUGAACAAGAAUAUCCAGACUGCUGAUGUGGCUCAGAAUGAAGCAGGCCCCACCACUAAUGCUUCAGGUACACAGGGACAGGAGGCCCCUACCUGGACUUGC
This is a messenger RNA of Penaeus vannamei (Pacific white shrimp), 1936 nucleotides long. NCBI's taxonomy places the organism in Eukaryota, Metazoa, Arthropoda, Malacostraca, Decapoda, Penaeidae. The record is from RefSeq and is a predicted model, not a curated record.